CAACAACAGUUUUAAGAAAUCAACCAAAUAUACGUAAACAAAAACAAUUUGUUCACAAUCGGCAUACAAAAUUUAGCGUAUUCUUUUACGAUCCAAAUUCAAGAAACGAAUCGGCAACAACAAAAUUAUGACAUCCAUAGGAAUUAUGACACUGAGCCGUGGCCCGUACAGCGAGCUCGAUAAAAUGAGCCUUUUUCAAGACCUCAAACUCAAGCGGCGCAAAAUCGAUUCAAGAUGCAGCAGUGACGGCGAGUCCAUAGCGGACACAUCCACCUCGUCGCCGGAUCUAUUGGCGCCGAUGUCGCCCAAGCUAUGCGACAGCGGCACAGGUGCCUCGCUGCCAGCGCUGCCGGCGCUGCCGUCGCUGCCAUCGGUGACGGUAACGGUGACAACGGCGGCAUCCACAUCGGCGGCGGCAGCAGCAGCUGCCGUCUCCACAACAACAACAACAUCAACAUCAGCAGCAGCAGCAGCAGCGGCAGCAGCAGCAACAUCAUCCACGUCGGCGGCAACAUGUCCGAGCAGCACCAUUACCAUAACCGCAACAGCAGCAGCUAAAGCAGCAGCAGCAGCAGCAGCAGCGGCAGCGGCAGCAACAAGCACAGGAUCGGCUGGCGGAUCCGUGAAGCAUCAACAGACUGAAAUACACUCAUCCAGCAGCGCGAUAACAGCGGCAGCUGCAUCCACGGUGAUGUCGCCGCCGCCGCCAGCCGGCACGCCGCCCAGCGCCAUGCUGGACACUGGCGGUGGCGGUAAUGGGGGCGGCGGCGGCGGCGGGGAGGCCCUCUCGCUGGCAUUGAAUGCGCGCGGCACGCCCACACCGCCGCACAAUAAUGGCGGCGCCUCCAGUUCGAGCAACAGCAGCAGUCGCCUGGCCUCGCCCGACUCGCUCGAGGAGAAGCCAUCAACGACAACGGGUCGCAGCAGCGGCACGCCCACCAAUGGGCUGUUGGCCACCAGCAGCAGCGGCAACGGCAACGGCAACGGCAGCAACAAGAUCAACAGCAAUCUGAGCGUCAUACGCUCAGUCAAGGAGGAGCGCAUCCUGGCCUCGCCCACCAAAAUGCUUGCCUACCAUCAGCAGCAGCAGCAGCAGACAGCAACAGCAGCAGCAGCGCGAACGGGAGCGGCCACGGGACAUGUGACCGUGCUGGUGACGCCGUCGCGCAUUAAAGCGGAGCCACCGCCACCCGCCUCGCCCUCCUCCACCACACAGCGCGACAGGGAGCGCGACAGAGAUAGAGAUCGAGAUCGAGAUAGAGAACGAGAACGAGAACGGGAAAGGGAAAGAGAAAGGGAGCGCGAACGAGAGCUGGGCAGCAGCAGCAGCAGCUCGAUCAGCUCAUCGCAGCACAUAAGUCGCGGCAGUCCGGGUCCGCAUCCGGGCCAGCAUCAUGCGCACGCCUAUGCCCAUCCGCACGCCCAUUUGUCGAGCCAUGGGCAUGGCAGCCUGACGCCCGCCUCCAUUGUCCAGACGCAUCAUCUCCACCAGCAGCUGACGCAGCCGCUGACGCUGCGCAAGAACAGCCCGCCGCAGGAGCUGCAGCUGCCGCAGCUCUCGAUGCAGUCCAUGCAGCAGCUUACCCAGCAACAGCUGCACCUGCAUCUCCUGGGCCACCAGCAGCAACAGCAGCAACAGCAACAUCAGCAGCAGCAGCAACAUUCGCCGCAUGCGCUGAUACGCGUCAAGAAGGAGCCAACAUCAUCCGUUGGUUCUGUUCAGGUGCAGCGGCAUCUAUCGCCGCAUCACCAGCAACAUCAGCAGCAGCACCAGCAGCAGCAGCAGCAGCAACAUCAGCAACACCAGCAGCAACAUCAGCAACAGCAACAGCAACAGUCGCUGCUGCAUUCGGCUUCGCUGCAAUCGUUGCGUCAUCCGAGCCGCGAUGCGGCCAUUUUGUUUCGCGUGAAGAGCGAGGUGCAGCAACAGGUGGCGGUGGCCGCGGCUGCCGCCGCCUCCUCGGGCCUGCCGCAUCUAAUGCAGCCGACGUCAGCAGCGGCGGCGGCGGCAGCAGCUGCAGCGGCGGCCGCACAGCGCAUGGUCUGCUUCAGCAAUGCGCGCAUCAAUGGCGUCAAGCCGGAGGUGAUUGGCGGCCCGCUCUGCCCCUCGCCGCAUCCAUCGUCCUCGUCGUCCUCGUCGCAGCUGUCGCCGCAGACGCCCUCGCAGACGCCGCCGCGCGGCACGCCCACCGUCAUCAUGGGCGAGAGCUGUGGCGUGCGCACCAUGGUCUGGGGCUACGAGCCGCCGCCGCCAACGCCCGGACAGCAGCAGCAACAGCAGCAGCAGCAACACCAGCAACAACACCAGCAACAUCAGCAACAACAUCAGCAGCAACAGCAGCAGCAACACCAGCAGCAGCAACACCAGCAGCAGCAGCAGCAACAUCAGCAGCAGCAGCAACAUCAGCAGCAACAGCAACAGCAGCAACAGCAGCAACAGCAACAGCAACAGCAUUGCCUGCAAACCGCCUCCUCGCCCUCGACCGGGUCCAUAACGCCGACGCAUACGCCCGGUCCGCAGAACAACGAGGAGGCGGCACAGCUGCUGCUGUCGCUGGGCCAGACGCGCAUCCAGGAUAUGCGUCCGCGUCCGCAUCAAUUCCGAACGCCGCACGCCCUCAACAUGGAACGCCUGUGGGCGGGCGAUUACUCGCAGCUGCCGCCGGGCCAGCUGCAGGCGCUCAAUCUGAGCGCCCAGCAGCAAUGGGGCAGCUCCAAUUCCAGCUCCGGCAGCGGCAGCGGUCGCUCAGUCGAGGCGCCGCACGAGCCCACCGACGAGGACGACCAGCCGCUGGUCUGCAUGAUAUGCGAGGACAAGGCAACCGGCCUGCACUACGGCAUCAUCACCUGCGAGGGCUGCAAGGGCUUCUUCAAGCGGACGGUGCAGAACCGCAGGGUCUACACCUGCGUCGCGGACGGCACCUGCGAGAUAACCAAAGCACAGCGCAACCGUUGUCAGUAUUGUCGAUUUAAGAAGUGCAUCGAGCAGGGCAUGGUGCUGCAAGCCGUACGGGAGGAUCGCAUGCCCGGUGGACGCAACAGCGGCGCCGUCUACAAUCUGUACAAGGUCAAGUACAAGAAGCACAAGAAGACCAAUCAGAAGCAACAGCAGCAACAGCAACAGCAGCAGCAACAGCAGCAACAGCAGCAACAGCAACAGCAGCAACAGCAGCAGCAACAGCAGCAACAGUUGCUGUCGCCCAUACAUCAUCAUCAUGUGACUGGGGGAGGACAUGGUGGACAUCCGGCGCAGUUGUCGCCGCAUCAUUUGCUCUCGCCGCAGCAGCAACAGUUGGCGGCAGCUGUUGCAGCCGCUGCACAGCAUCAACAUCAGCAAUCGAAGCUGCUGGCCGCUGGCCAUGCGGCCGCUGGUGAGCUGAAGCCCAUGUUCCUGGGUCCGGUGCUCAAGUCCGAGCACUUGCAGCCGCCGCCCAUGCACAGCCCGGCACAGCAGCAGCAGCAGCAACAUCAGCAACAGCAGCAACAGCAUCAGCAGCAGCAGCAGCAACAAUCGUCGCCGCAUCUGUCGCUAUCUUCCCCGCAUCACGUGCAGCCGCCGCCGCCGCCGAAUGCGGCACAGCAGCAGCAACAGCACCACAAUCAUCACCAGCAGCAGCAGCAGCAACAACAGCAGCAACAGCAGCAACAGCAGCAGCAGCAGGCGUCGCUGCCGGCGCAUCUGAUGAAUGGGACCAUAUUGAAGACGGCGCUGACCAAUCCCAGCGAGAUUGUGCAUCUGCGGCAUCGUCUCGACUCGGCGGUCAGCUCGUCGAAGGACAGACAGAUCUCGUACGAGCAUGCGUUGUCCAUGAUCCAGACGCUGAUCGAUUGCGAUGCCAUGGAGGAUAUUGCCACGCUGCCGCACUUUAGCGAGUUCCUCGAGGACAAGUCCGAGAUCAGCGAGAAGCUGUGCAACAUUGGCGACUCCAUUGUCCACAAGCUGGUGUCGUGGACAAAGAAGCUGCCCUUCUACUUGGAAAUACCCGUCGAGAUACACACAAAGCUCCUCACCGACAAAUGGCACGAGAUACUCAUCUUGACCACCGCCGCCUACCAGGCGCUCCACGGCAAACGAUCCUCCAGCGCUGGCGCUAUCGCGAGCACUGGCUCGGGCUCCGGCUCGGGCUCAGGCUCAGGCUCGGGCACUGGCGCGGGCUCGGGCUCGGGAACUGGCUCGGGCAGCGGCAACAGUCCCAGCAACAAUCACGGCAGCAACAGGCACGUCGGCUCCCCGGCGCCAACAUCAACGCCAACGGCCAGCCAAUUGCCGGUGCCGCUGCACAAGGAUGAUCCCGAGUUUGUCAGCGAGGUCAACUCGCAUCUGAGCACGCUGCAGACCUGCCUUACCACGCUGAUGGGCCAGCCGAUUGCCAUGGAGCAGCUCAAGCUGGAUGUGGGCCAUAUGGUGGACAAGAUGACACAGAUCACGAUCAUGUUCCGGCGCAUCAAGCUCAAGAUGGAGGAGUACGUGUGCCUCAAGGUCUACAUAUUGCUGAACAAAGCAGAAGUGGAACUGGAGAGCAUACAGGAGCGUUACAUUCAGGUGCUGCGCUCCUAUUUGCAGAGCUCAUCGCCACAGAAUCCGCAGGCCCGGCUCAGCGAGCUGCUCUCCCACAUACCCGAGAUCCAAGCGGCGGCCAGUUUGUUGCUGGAAAGCAAAAUGUUUUAUGUGCCCUUUGUGCUCAACUCGGCGAGCAUAAGGUAGCAAAUGCUUGAGCAUGGCCUGCUGCCCGCCAGCAAUCAUCAGCCGGCGCCGCCGAAGCGCCAGCAGCAACACGACCAACAUCUAACAACAGCAACACGCCGCAGAUCCCGGCCACAACAACAGCAACAGCAGCAGCAACAGCAGCAGCAGCAACAGUUGCAGGCGCAGGUUGCUUUGCUGCUGGAUCUGCCCAAGAUCAAAAUCGAAAUUGGCGACGCCGAGCAACAGCAAUCGUCUCUAUUGCUGCCGUUGCCGCUGACAGCAGCAGCAACAACAACAGCCACAGCCACAGCCACAGCCAAGCCCAGCAAUGCCUCCUCGUCCAUACUGAAGUCGUCGCUGCUGAGUGGAGCUGCGGCCACAUUGGCCACGCUGACAGCAGCCGCCGAUCAAAUAGCGCGCACCUCAGCAGCAGUGGCCAUCGAGGCGGGCAGCAACAACAGCAACAGCAGCAGCAACAACAGCAGCAGCAGCUGCAAUGCUGCCACUGUCGCUGGCAAGCUGGCAACAAGCAGCAGCAGCAACAGCUUAGAAGAGAGCAAAAGACUUGAACAUCAACAUCAGCAACAACAACAACAGCAACAGCAACAUCUGCAACAACAACAACAGCAACAUCUGCAACAACAGCAACAACAGCAACAGCAACAGCAACAUCUGCAACAACAGCAACAAUAUACAUCAAUUCUUCAAACGGCUUUAAUGUCACAACGUCCAAUGGCAGCAGCUGCUAACAAACCAACAGCAACAGCAACAGCAGCAACAACAGCGAGUGCUGGCGCAACAACGAGAACAACAACGACAAUAACAAACGCAGCAACAACACCGCCGCCAGCGCAUGUGCUCAAAACGGCGUUGACAUUGGCCAGCCUAAGUGAAAUAGCCACUGCACAACAGCAGCAGCAACAGUUGCUCGCAUUGCAGCAGCAGCAGCAGCAACAACAACAGCAGCAGCAACAGCUAAAAGUGCCACGCAGGAUUAUCAAUUUGAGCAGCAACACUGCCACAGGCCCAGGCGCAAUAACAAUCACUGCCAAACCGAUGCUGCGACAACGCAACAGCAACUGUCACGGCAGCAACAGUUCGAGUCAAGUGGCAAACGCAACAGCAACAGCAGCAACAUCGCUGCCCAACGGCAGCUGUUGCCAUCAGCAGGCAACUGUUGCCAGCACAGCCACAAUACACACACAGACCGACGAGCUGUUGCUGUCCACUGGCACGCCCGCGUCGUUAACAAUGCGCCCAGCAGCUAUGCAACAAUGGACCGCCGUGUCGACGACGACGACGCAAACACAAACACAAACACAACCGCAACAACAAACAACACCACAUGCAACAUCAUCCACAGCACCACACAACAACAACAACAUCAACAUCAACAACAACAAUAAUAUUAAUAGUAAUAAUCAUAAUUAUAAUAAUAAUAAUUAUAAUGCCGCCGCUGCCACGCCCAUGCGCCCGCCUACGCGCACGCCCGUGACCUCAGCUUCUGUUACUGUAGUUGUGUUCAAAACAAUGUUACCUGAUGACUGAAUUAUUUUAGAAUAGUACACUUAAAGCAUGUUUUUUAUUAUCGAUUACCGAUUACCAAUUAACAAUUACCGAUUACCGAUUACCGAUUACCAAUUAUCGAUUAUUAUU
Drosophila montana is the source of this 6343-nucleotide messenger RNA. RefSeq names its product Hormone receptor 4 (gene Hr4). Gene Ontology annotation, cellular component: chromatin. NCBI's taxonomy places the organism in Eukaryota, Metazoa, Arthropoda, Insecta, Diptera, Drosophilidae. Gene Ontology annotation, molecular function: nuclear receptor activity; zinc ion binding; sequence-specific DNA binding. The record is from RefSeq and is a predicted model, not a curated record. Gene Ontology annotation, biological process: regulation of DNA-templated transcription.